Laetiporus sulphureus 93-53 is the source of this 1743-nucleotide messenger RNA. RefSeq lists its product as uncharacterized. Bases 1 to 1743 code for a protein of 580 amino acids. Gene Ontology annotation, biological process: TORC2 signaling. Gene Ontology annotation, cellular component: TORC2 complex. The transcript is spliced from 13 exons. The record is from RefSeq and is a predicted model, not a curated record. Lineage: Eukaryota; Fungi; Basidiomycota; Agaricomycetes; Polyporales; Laetiporaceae.
AUGUCAAAGGUCAUGACCACCAAGGAUCCAUUGAAAUGGAACUUCGACAUAUUACAAGAACUCGUUGAAGGCCCUCUCUUGAAUCCUAAGCGAAUGGAAGAGGCCAUUCGUGUGACAAGAUACAUGCGCAAGCUCAUGGUGUUCUUCCAUCCGUUCAGUCACCGGUUCUCUGACCUACCGAGGACGAAGAACAACAUUCGUUGGGUGCGACUGGCGUGCAUGCUACUCAAUACACUUAUGACCUCUAGCGAGGGUGCACGCUUCCUCUCCGAGGAUGACCUGUUGAGUCAGAUCGUCAAGAGUUUUGCGCAACUUGAUCCUUUUAAUGGUACGCCUACAUCGGAUCCGAUCUUCUCCAAGAAGCGCAUGCAAGAAACGCUCACAUUUGGUUACUUCGAAAUGCUGGGUACUUUGAGCAAACGGAAGGAGGGACUGGAGUUAAUGGAGAAAUUCAAGCUCUUCACAGCUUUCUACCAUCUAAGCGAGCUGAAAAGUCGCGAAGACCUCAUCAAAGCCAUCAUCGAGAAUCUGGACUACAGCAUCGACGGCCACUCGCGUAUCGUGCUGUCAAAAGCAUUGACGUCAAGCUACAAGCACAUCCGCUUGUUUGCGACAAAUCACCUAGGAACACUGAUUCGCGCAAGUCCGGUCGCGAACACUUGGACACUUCGACUUUUGCUCACUCAGUUGUAUGAUCCUGCUCUCGAAGUGCGUGAAGUGGCUGUGCAUUUUUUGGAGGAAGCAUGCGAGGCACCAGACGUUCUGCAAACCGUGGUGGAGAUGCAACCCACGCUAGAUCAUCUUGGCGAGAUAGGCCAUCUGCUGAUGCUCAAAUUCAUGUCGACCCCUAUGGGUUUCCGCUUCUUGCACGCAGCGGAUUACAUCGAUCGUGAAAUGGAUAUCUGGUUCCAUGAGCGAAAUCUACAAUACGUGGUACACGUUGAGGUAUUCCUGUCCAAGGUGUUCAAUUCGAACUCGGCCUAUGAUGAAGACGUCUUGACUCUUGAGAGCGCGGUUCCACCGCACUUCUACGGAGUCAUGGCGAAGACCGAGCUGGGUUAUCAGGUGCUGCAGGAGAAAGGUCAUUUCUCUGAAUUCGCUCAGUUCAUCAGGCAGCAUGGAUUGGAGAGCGAAGAUCCUGAAUUGAUUCUGAAAUUGAAGAGUAUACUGUGGGCUGUGGGCAACAUUGGUGCCACAGAGGGUGGCCUCCCUCUUCUGGAAGAGGAAGAAAUCGUUCCAGCCAUCAUGGACAUCGCGGAACAGUCACUGGUGCUUUCUGUUCGUGGUACCUGUUUCUUUGUCCUUGGAUUGAUUUCAUCAACGCCUCAGGGCGCUGAGGUAUUGGAUGAUCACCAUUGGGGAGCGACGCUAUCACUCUUGGGUAUGCCGACAGGUAUCUGCGUGCCUGUGGACAUCGAUAAGUUCACAGAGGUCCCUUCGUGGGAAUGUGUCUCACACGAAGGCUCUGAUGAAACAUGUCUUGAGGCUCCAACUACUGAGGAGGAGGUCGAGGUGAUGACUGCUAUUCACAACCUCGCUAACACCGUCAUAGCAAACACCGCAUCAAGAACGUUGGCGAAGAUGAAAGCUCGCCCGGAAUAUCGCGACGUCUUCAACUCGCCUACCAUGUUCUAUCGUGCACUUCACACCAUAUCCUCUCAAAAAUAUCGCCUGCAGGUUCGGCGUCACAUUCUGGAUCUAUUCAACCUUGAGCUCGACGUCGAUCUCGCCUUCAACUACUAG